GCCAUUGUGCGCGUUCGUUCCGUGCAUAUCAUCGAUCAUAUGCUAAGUGAGGCGCGCACUUACACUUGCGUCGGUCGUACCGGCGGCAAGACCAUUUACAGCUCAACAAUCGUCUAUCCGCAACCGGAUAUGAAAGAGCUGGUGCAGGUGCGUGAUAAACCAUUCCCUGGCCCACAAAAACCACGCAUUGUUUACAAUGAAAAGCUCCAUUUGGAUUUGGUCGAUUCGAAUAUUGUGUUGCCUUGUAAGGUGCAUGCUCGCCCACGUGCUGAGGUCUUCUGGAUGAAUGGCGAGGGCAAAUUGAUUGAACAAAAUCAUCGUUUCAAAAUUCUACCCUCUGGCGAUUUGUUGAUCUCGAAUAUCAAAUGGGAAGAUAUGGGCGCUUACAGGUGUAUAGCACGCAAUGCCAUGGGCAAGGAUACUGCGGACACAUUUGUCUAUCCAGUACUUAAAGAAGACAAAUAAGCCAGUUGUGAAAAUGUAAAAAGGUCUCCCCUACGCCCACCAUACACACACACAACAACCGCAAAUACACUUUACGAGGCAGAGUUGUACGUAUGUAAAUGAAUGCACGCGAUAAAAAAAAAA
Molecule: messenger RNA, 588 nt
Organism: Rhagoletis zephyria (snowberry fruit fly)
Lineage: Eukaryota; Metazoa; Arthropoda; Insecta; Diptera; Tephritidae
Gene: ImpL2
Product: Ecdysone-inducible gene L2
Source: RefSeq, a predicted model, not a curated record